Molecule: messenger RNA, 1253 nt
Organism: Seriola dumerili (greater amberjack)
Lineage: Eukaryota; Metazoa; Chordata; Actinopteri; Carangiformes; Carangidae
Gene: mitd1
Product: microtubule interacting and trafficking domain containing 1
Exons: 7
Coding region: 98-841 (247 amino acids)
Biological process (GO): midbody abscission
Cellular component (GO): midbody
Source: RefSeq, a predicted model, not a curated record
UAGCUGACAAGACAAGUCAUUUCUUCCUGGUACUAUUUAAGCAUGACUACAUUGUUGGUUUUUUAGAAUCUAAUAAAAACCAGUAGUUGACAGAACAAUGGCACAAAAUCAUGUGUCAGGGAUGGAGACGUCCGCUAUAUCCGUCCUGAAGCGGGCGGUGGAGCUGGAUCACAGCAGCCGCUUCCAGGAGUCUCUAGUCUGCUACCAGGAGGGCAUCCAGCUGCUCAUGGACGUGCUGAAAGCAGCUGUGAAGGAUGACUCAAAGAGAGGGCAUUACAGAGAGAAGAUAAAGGGCUACAUGGACAGAGCGGAGCAAAUAAAAGCUCAUGUCAGCCAGAUGAAAGAAGAUGGGAAGUAUCACGAGCAGAUUAGAAUAUCAGAGGAUGCUACUGGUCAUAGCUAUGAGGCUCUGUUCAAGCCAUACAUCAGCAGUGCACUCACAGAGGUCUGGGUGGAGGACCCAUACAUACGACACACCCACCAGUUAUACAACUUAGUGCGGUUCUGUGAGAUGUUGCUGAAAGCCUCCUGCAAGGUGAAAAGGAUUCAUCUCCUCACUUCGCAGGAUGAAGCAGACAGCAGCCAACAGAGCAGCGCUUUGGCCGAGCUGAAAGAAAGUCUCAGUAACCAGGGAGUGACUCUGGAUCUGCAGUUCUCCUCCACCAUCCAUGACAGGGAGAUUAGGUUUGACAAUGGUUGGAUCAUAAAGAUAGGAAGGGGGCUGGAUUAUUUUAAGAGACCAAAGGGCCGAUUCUCCAUUGGAUAUUGUGACUAUGACCUCAGGCAGUGCCAGGAGACCACUGUAGACAUUUUUCACACCAAACACACAAAAACACUAUGAGACUCCUGAAGCUUGAUUUACCUUUUUUCUAACUCCACUUCUAACUCUUCUCCAAAGGACUUCAUUCACUUACCUGCCUUCAAGGGUAUACAGUAUAUAUAUAUAUAUCUGCUGGGCUGAUGGAUUCGCCUUCACUUAUGCAUAUGAUCGGCCUCAUAACAAUUGUGUAAUCGAGCAUUCUUUGACAAAGCUGUUAAAACACGCUUGUUGUCACAAUACUAUGUCUAAAUAACAACAAACUGUAUAAUGAGAUAUUCAGUAUUUCUAAUGGGGGUUUUUCUCCACACUUUUAAAGACUCUUUUCUAUGACCUGUUUGUCUUUCUAUACAUCUCUUCUGUAAUUAUGUGAAGGUGCCUUUUAGGGUGUGAUACUGCCAUCUGGUGGAAAGAUUAUUCAUUUGUUUAUAUUAAA